UCCAGGCCUGACCCGUGCCCUUGGCAGUGCUGCGCAGAGGCAGGCUCCUGUGUUGGGCUCAGCCCAGGGGCCAGGCCGCAGCCCCGUGUUGCGGCGCUGAGGGGCCCCGACCCACCCGCAGCGUUAGGGAGAGGGCAAGGAGCCGAUGAACAGCAGGGCAGGAUGCCCGGGAACACGAAGACGCUGGACCCUCGCUAUUUCGUGCUCAUCAAGCCGCUGCCCAAUCCCACACAGAAAGGCGUAAAGGUGCGGGCCAGGAGCAGCACCGCGUACCGGCGCUGGGAGCCCAGGCGGGAGGACGUGUUCUGGGAGAACUACCACCGACGGCACCAGCAGCUCACUCGGCAAGGCUACUGGACCCCCAGCUGGAAACCCUACCAGGAGCUCGGGGAAAUGCUCUACCUAGAACCAAAGAAACUCACCCUCUACUACUUGGGACAGCUCCCUCAGGAACCAGCAAAAGAAGAUGUCCAUGUUCCUCAGGAAGAGAUGACUACUACAAAGGAUUCCCCCAAGCCAAAGUCUGCUCCACAGGAAAGUCUGAAGAAACCUGCUCAAUUCAAGCAACUAGAAAAGAAUCUGAGGACUCUCAGUAAAGAUCUUACUCAUACAAGGCAUUUGAUAAAUUCUGUGAAGCAGGGUCGGGGGUACUUCUACUUGCUUCACAAAGAAUCACUGGAAAGGAAGAAUGCGCUAAAAGCAGCAGAGGAGGAGCAACAGGCAAGAUGGGCAACUGAAUGCCAGCCACCUGGAUAUUCAUCUGAUGAGGAACACUCGGAUGAAGAGAGAAAUGAUUUCUUUUUAACAGAUGGUCCCUUGCUGAGGAAGGCAGUGAAGAAGAAAAUGAAGACGGUUGUACGACCUUUCACACCUGUCCAUAACAACCUCUUGGUUCCAAACACCUCUGAAGCAGCCAUUGAACCCCUUUUUCGACAACUAUGUGCUUUACACUGGCUUUUGGAAGCUUUGACUCUUGAACCUAACUGCUCUAUAAAAUCUGUGUUAACCUGCUGGAAUCCAAAGGACCCUGGUGGCAGUAAAAGUACAUUAAAAAAAAUCAAUAAGGAAAAGACAGCAAGGUACAGAUGGGAGCACUUUAUCGUGGACACAAAGAAAUCCAGCCAGAAAGCACCACGUAUUCAGCUUAGCAGGAAGACAAACAAGAGAACAUCUGUCAUAAGCAUCUCUCGGCUUAGUGGUCCGUCAUCUUCCCACAGUCGAACACCUCCUGGCAGCACACCUUCCCUUGUCCCCAGCUCUGAAGACUAUGCCAAUGUGAACACAGCUCCCUCUGAUGGUACCAGAGAAUUUGAAGAUAGUGAGUCGAUGCAGAGUAAGCAAACCAAAGAAGAUGAAGAGCCUGUUAACUAUUACUUACAGAAGUUACUUCAGAUAAUCCAUGAAGAUGUGGCAAAACAAUUUGAUGCAGAAGAUUUGUCUAAGAAGACUAGACUGCAGAGUGCACAACCAGCCUAUCAGAGGAAUGAAAGAGUUAGCAUAAGUGGAUUGAAGGACCAAGAGAACAUAACAUUUCCGGAACAGAGGCAUAAGAGUUCCCUGUAUGGGGCUCAGAAGGAUGACAAAGUAAACGCAACAGCAGACCAAGACAGCAUAACAGCAGGGGACCAGAGGCCUAGAAGUUCACUCUCUGUGACUGUGAGAGAAGACAAAACAACCACAGCAACCUUUAAAGAAGAAGAGAGCACAAAGCACAUAAAGAGGACCAAAAGCCGCCAUGCCAGCUAUUUCAUUGAAAGCAAAUGUAAUUUGCAUGCUGAGAUGAGACAGAAGUUCUCAGCCAUAGCUGAAGAAGCAGCACUUUGUUUACAUGACAACCUGGAGAUACUUGAAAGGCGGCGGGAAGAGAAAUGUUCACAGAAAUACCGAGCUUUAAAAAGUAUCAAGUGUUUUGAGAGAGACCUAGAAAGAAUGAGACAAUCUGGAACAAGAGCUGAAAGAGAACAUGAUGAAGAUGAAUGCAACUGGUUUCUGAGUUUGAUAUCCAGACUCCCCAGUGCUGUGAAGAAUGACAGUCGCACACAGAAAAUCUUAAAGAAACUGGAAAAAUUUGGCAAGAACCCAGACUUGAGAAUCCGUCCCAGCACCUUUCUGAAGGUGCUGAGUGAUCUACGUGUAUGGGAGUUGUGUUCUCCAGACAUCUCUGCAGCUGUGGAGUUUGUGCGUGAAAAUAUUGUUCAGAUCCAAGAAGAAGUUUACAAAGGGUGGCUGCAGACUCAAGUCAAAAUCCCUAAAAGAAUGCAAAGUGCUCCACCUUUUUAUUGAAUGGGCAAAGACGAUGGUUUCCUAGCUACAAGAAGACAGUCUUGUUGCUUCAAGCGGGGAUCUGUUUGUAGUUGAAGUAUGCAUCAGUGAAAUUUGGAAGAAAGGCAACUUUGAAAAACAUGCUGAUUGUGUAUGCCACUUACACACUGAAAUGUGAUUUCACAGAGCUGAUUUUUACUAUCAGGCUAGAUUUAUGCAGUGACCGACACAGAACAGAAACUAAAAAUAGCUGCUCCUUUUCGGAUGACAUCAUGGAUCACCAAAACCUCGGUCUCAAGGUUCUAUUUAGAGUGAAGACAGAAACACUCAUCAGAUGGCAAUGGAGAACUGAGUGGCAAUAACACUUUUCCACCUUUUUCCCCUUGUCUAUAAUACCACCUCCUGUUUUUGGUUUUCUAUCUGCUUAUUUGUUAUACUGCUCUGUCUUCCACAGUUUUGCUCCGUUACUUCUGCUUUCAAUAAUCCCCAGCAGGUCUGUUUGAAGCUUUAAACGGGAUGCUUUUUGUAUCAGAUUUUGUGUCUUAAUUGCUAAAAUGUUUGAUUUAUACAUUGUUUCUUCCAGACUUUUUUUUCCUGAAUAUGGCUAAAGUUUUGCCUUAUUA
Molecule: messenger RNA, 2885 nt
Organism: Alligator sinensis (Chinese alligator)
Lineage: Eukaryota; Metazoa; Chordata; Crocodylia; Alligatoridae
Gene: CCDC60
Product: coiled-coil domain containing 60
Exons: 16
Coding region: 163-2283 (706 amino acids)
Source: RefSeq, a predicted model, not a curated record